ACGGUGAUAAGUCUAUCGUUACUAAUCGUGUCCAAUUUUUUGCUUGCAGAAGUCCGCGCCCUGUCCGCCGAGCCCGACUUUCGGCAGGUCUCCCUACACUGGCUGUACCCGCGCAUGGCCUCCGAUGUCUUCGCUUUCCGAGUGGACUACUGCGAGCUGCAGGCGUGGGGCGUCAACCGGUGUCGCGCCAAGAUGGUGGACGCGCCCCCGAGGCCGGCGGUCACCUCCGCGCGGGCGGCACUGCGGGACGGCGAGGAGCUGUCCGAGUACGGCGCCGUGGUCACCGGGCUCCGCAUGGCCACCAACUACACCUUCAGCGUGACGCCCGUGGAAGGGCGGCUGCAGUCGCUGCAGCAUCUGCCCCCGUACGCCCGGAACAGGCACGCCAGGACCAUCAUGGCGCCCACCAAAGGCUUCUCCGCCCGGGCGACGCUGUGCCUGCCGGACGUGUCCGAGGUCGAGGUGCACACCGGCCCGCACUUCAGCGGCCGCAUCGCGGUGGAGGCCAACGAGCAGGAGGCGGCGCCGCCGCCGCCGCCCUGGAGGCGCGAGGCCCCGGGCCUUGCCCCGGGCCCGGAGGAGCCGCGCGGACUCAGCGGCCUCGGCGCGCGGCCCGUGGACGAGCCCUGCGCCGUGGCGGGGGACGCGUCCAGCCCCCGCGAGUCCUACACGCUGCGCAUCGACCACCGGCGCUGCGGCAGCCACGUGAACCGCUCCACGGUGGCCACCUUCAUCCUGGUGCAGGAGAACCUGCCCAUCCUCACGCACUCCACGAGGCGCUUCCUGGUGCUGUGCACCUUCCAGCCCGACGCGCUCAUCGUGCGAGCCGGGAUCAGCUUGCCCACAGUGCACGGCGAACAUCGCAACCGCGAGGACCUGGCGGAGUCCGCUCACGGCAACCAGCUCGGGGGCGGCGGCCGCGGCGGGGUGGCGACCGGCGUCGGGGCGGGGCCCGCGGAGGUCAUGGCCUACCAGCUGCAGGGCGAGGAGGACCUCAAGGGGGACGCGCUGGGGCUGGCCUCGGGCGGCAACGGCGUACCUUCGGGCCGCCAGCAGCGACGGCACGCCGGCCGGGCGCUCGGGCUGGGGCUCAGCCCAGACUCGGCGGAGAGAGGCUCUCCGGACGAGACUCGUGAGGUCCAGCUGGUGCUGACGAGCGUCCUGCUGGUGGUCGGCGUUGUGCUUUGCGCCAUCACGGCCUGGUGGUUCGCGCCCCGGAGAAAACGGACCCGUUCCAUUGCCGACGACGCAUUGACGGAUGACUCGGCGUCUGUAUACCAGAACUACGAGAACUCGCUCCGCGACUCGGACUGUUCCAGCCUGGGCACCGUCGGCACGGUGAACAGCAGCAUCCUGAGCUCGCUGUCCCGCCACCACUGGGCCACGGCCGCCCUCGCCGCGGACCUCGGCGCGGACGCCAGUGCGCGCGAGAAGGCCGCCACCAAGGCCGCCACCAAGGCCACCUCCUUCCCCGACGAUGAGUUCGGGGAGGUGUGGGGUGGCGGACACCCCGAGGUCGAGGCGCCGCCGUCCAGCCUGGUGUUUGCCAUACGCCUCCCCAACGCGGCCGGUGUGCCGCCGGUCCUCCCUCGCCUCACGGCCCCCGUCGUCGUGCCGAGCGACAAGAAGCUGCCCACGCCGCCGGUGGACUCCUCGUCCUCAUCGGCGUGCUCCGUUUCUAUCGGAGGGCCGGAAAGUCUCUCCUCCCAGUCGGAUGCAUAAACCCACCGUUCCUACUUCCCACGGACUCCCAUCAAAAUUGUUUAAAAAUAAUUUUAAAAAAAAUUAGUGUAGUGCAAUAUCGUAAUUAAGAGAACAUAUUGUGAUAAGUCAGUUGAGCAGAUGGUGUGUAUUGCUUGUGAUAAUAGCCUCUGAAGAGGUCAAUUUACUUUUUAAAGCCCUGAUUGCGAAAAGGAGAACCAACAAAAAUUAUUACCUGUAGCUAUUAUAGCAAUGGUUGCAGUGGUGCAUACAACUAUAGUUUAGUAAUAUGCAAUGUAUUCCAGUGUGCCUGAGAAACUGCCAUCCAUUGCAACUUUUCUUUUUAGUUCAUUUUCUAUUUAAAUAAUAAGAAAUCAAGACAGAUCUACAAGAUGCCAGUAUCCUCUCCAUUAUCUUUGGCCUCGGGAAUAUUCUGGAGGAAGUCAACUCCUGAAUCUAUUAUUUGGUAAUUGGGUGUUGGACAUCUGUUGUACAAAUAUUAGAUAUUUGCCAAUUUGUUGCCUUCAAGUGGUUUGAUGUAAACUUUCUUUUUCCUAAUCUAACAAACAAAUAUCUUCCCAUAGAUAAUGGAGAAUUUACUUUAAAUUCUGUAAUCUCCUGUGCAUACAUAUCUUUGAUGACAAAUAAAAUAUCAGUUACAUG
Messenger RNA from Frankliniella occidentalis (western flower thrips), 2364 nucleotides. RefSeq lists its product as uncharacterized. The annotation marks the transcript as partial. NCBI's taxonomy places the organism in Eukaryota, Metazoa, Arthropoda, Insecta, Thysanoptera, Thripidae. The record is from RefSeq and is a predicted model, not a curated record. The transcript has 6 exons.